Messenger RNA from Trypanosoma theileri, 300 nucleotides. Its product is annotated as nitroreductase. The annotation marks the transcript as partial. Gene Ontology annotation, biological process: cellular response to oxidative stress. The transcript has a single exon. The record is from RefSeq and is a predicted model, not a curated record. NCBI's taxonomy places the organism in Eukaryota, Euglenozoa, Kinetoplastea, Trypanosomatida, Trypanosomatidae.
AUGUCGGAGCAAUUUCUGAACUCUUUGAAGGCACGCCGCUCAAUUUAUGCGUUGGGUAAUAAAUUGCCUCUGCCAGAAGAAAAGGUGACUGAGUUAAUAAAGGUAGCAGUAAGGGAAUCCCCAUCAUCAUUCAACUCCCAGUCUUCACGGGUUCUUCUUCUUUAUGGGGAACACCACAAGAAAUUGUGGGAAAUUGUGAAGGAUGCGGCCAAGGCAGUGCUCUCUGCGCCGGCUUUCGCUGCCACAGAACAGAAAGUAAACAAGUCUUUUCUUCCCGGUGCUGGUACAGUGCUGUUUUAC